Acanthochromis polyacanthus (spiny chromis) is the source of this 1658-nucleotide messenger RNA. RefSeq names its product 5-hydroxytryptamine (serotonin) receptor 1A b (gene htr1ab). Gene Ontology annotation, molecular function: G protein-coupled serotonin receptor activity. Gene Ontology annotation, biological process: adenylate cyclase-activating adrenergic receptor signaling pathway; regulation of hormone secretion; regulation of behavior. The record is from RefSeq and is a predicted model, not a curated record. NCBI's taxonomy places the organism in Eukaryota, Metazoa, Chordata, Actinopteri, Pomacentridae. Bases 133 to 1383 code for a protein of 416 amino acids. Gene Ontology annotation, cellular component: plasma membrane. The transcript has a single exon.
GUUCAGAGCCUCUGUGCAGCCCUCAGCUCUCCAAACAAUCCGCUAUGCGUUCUGCGAGGUGUCACCGUGUGGCGCGCACCGGGCUCUCCAUGGAGUAACCGAAGCUCUCCAAACGCACCGACUGCACCAACGAUGGAGAGCGCGAACAACACGACGACCUGGCCUCAGUUUGACAACUCUUCCAACAAACCCAACAAACCCGAGGACGAGGAGGUGAAGCUGAGCUAUCAGGUGGUCACAUCGUUCCUGCUCGGCGCGCUCAUCCUGUGCGCAAUAUUCGGGAACGCGUGCGUGGUCGCAGCCAUCGCGUUGGAGCGCUCUCUCCAGAAUGUGGCCAACUACCUGAUCGGCUCUCUGGCCGUCACCGACCUGAUGGUGUCGGUGCUGGUGCUGCCCAUGGCGGCGCUCUACCAGGUGCUGAACCGCUGGACUCUGGGGCAGGUGCCGUGCGACAUCUUCAUCUCUCUGGAUGUGUUGUGCUGCACGUCGUCCAUCCUGCACCUGUGCGCCAUCGCCCUGGACAGAUACUGGGCCAUCACCGAGCCCAUAGACUACAUGAAGAAGAGGACACCGAGGAGAGCGGCGGUCCUCAUCAGCGUCACCUGGCUGGUCGGGUUCUCCAUCUCGGUGCCGCCCAUGCUGAUCAUGCGCUCCCAGCCCAGCAGCAUGGCCGAGGACAGAGCCAACCCCAAGCAGUGUAAGAUCAGGCAAGACCCCUGGUACACGAUAUACUCCACAUUCGGGGCUUUUUACAUCCCCCUGACGCUCAUGCUGGUUCUGUACGGGAGGAUAUUCAAAGCUGCCCGGUUUCGCAUCAGGAGGACUGUGCGUAAAACGGAGAAAAAGAAAGUUUCCGACUCCUGCUUGGCGCUCUCUCCGGCGCUGUUCCACAAAAAGACUCACGGAGACGCGCAGGGGAAGAGCUGGAAGCGGAGCGUAGAGCCCCGGCCGCUGCCCAGCGUCAACGGGGCCGUGAAACACGCGGAGGACGGCGAGUCUCUGGAGAUCAUCGAGGUCCACAGCAACUCCAAGGGCAACCUUCCGCUGCCCAACACCCCCAGCUCCGUGCCGUUGUUCGAGAGCAGGCACGAGAAGGCGACAGAGGCGAAGAGGAAGAUCGCUCUGGCACGGGAGCGCAAGACGGUGAAGACUCUGGGCAUCAUCAUGGGCACCUUCAUCCUCUGCUGGCUGCCCUUCUUCAUCGUGGCCCUGGUGAUGCCUUUCUGCCAGGAGUCGUGCUUCAUGCCCCGCUGGCUGGAGGAUGUCAUCAACUGGCUGGGCUACUCCAACUCCCUGCUCAACCCCAUCAUCUACGCGUACUUCAACAAAGACUUCCAGAGCGCCUUCAAGAAAAUACUCAAAUGUCAUUUCUGCAGACCCUGAUGAUUUGAAUUUUUCUGUUUUUGUUUUGGUGUCAGAGACUCACGAGAGCUGAAGACACCCAGGUGGAACGAGCCCUGGAAACCAGCAGCCUGUUUUGGACUAAGAGUGAGAAUAAAACAGGGCUGGUUCUGAUUAUCGUGGAUCAUCACACAGUGUUAAAUAUCUCCAGAGGUGUCUGUAGUCUAUGCAUAGAUAAAGCUGUGAUCGUUGGAUUGAAGCUCCAUGUUCCUCAUCCUGUUCUGUCAUGUCCAAAUAAAAAAGUACUUUUGUAAUAA